Messenger RNA from Danio aesculapii, 2744 nucleotides. RefSeq names its product ecto-NOX disulfide-thiol exchanger 2 (gene enox2). Gene Ontology annotation, biological process: ultradian rhythm. NCBI's taxonomy places the organism in Eukaryota, Metazoa, Chordata, Actinopteri, Cypriniformes, Danionidae. Bases 239 to 2293 code for a protein of 684 amino acids. The record is from RefSeq and is a predicted model, not a curated record. The transcript is spliced from 16 exons. Gene Ontology annotation, molecular function: RNA binding; protein-disulfide reductase activity. Gene Ontology annotation, cellular component: plasma membrane; external side of plasma membrane.
UUUUCUUUGACAGCGCCGAUGCUGCUUACUGGCUUGUCUAGUUACCGACUGGAACUCAGCGUGUCUCCAGCAGUUCUACAUCCUCUGGACCAUCACCAAACAGCGGGACAAAUCUAACAAACACCUCCAGACGAGCGCCGUCCUGGACUUUGUUUAUGUCCGCGGCGGCGGAGCUCGACACUUCCUCGGUCUUCAUCUUAGGGUGCCAUCAACGGGAGAUUGAGUGUCUGGUUAGCACAUGAUGUUCAAGGACUACAGAUCUGGCCGAGCUGUAGGUCUAAAUCCGCUGCCCUUCGAUCCUGCCACGAACAACGAGCCGCUACAAUUCAACAGCUCCAAUGGUCCUCUGGUCUCUGAGUGUCCACUGGAAAACGGAACAGAAAACAGCAAAAAGAGAAAGAGACCCAACCUUCCUCCAGAGGGACUCCGGAAUAUUGCCAUGGACUCCAACUCUUUAGCGAUGCCCAUUUCAGAUCCUAAUGCUUGGGCUACUGCCAUGAAUAACCUCGGAAUGGCCCCCAUGAGCAUGACUGGCCAACCUAUCAUGUCAGAUUUUGACCCCAGCCUUGGUAUGAUGACUGGCAUUGCUCCAAUGAACCCCUUGAUGCCCGGCCUUGGGAUUGUGCCCCCGCCAGUUUCGCAAGACAUGCCUAUAGUGAAGGAAAUCAUCCACUGCAAGAGCUGCACACUCUUUCCACCAAACCCCAACCUGCCUCCUCCUGCCACCAGAGAGAGACCGCCAGGCUGUAAGACGGUGUUUGUGGGAGGUUUGCCAGAGAACGCCACAGAGCAGCUCAUCGUAGAAGUGUUUGAACAGUGCGGAGGUAUCAUCGCCAUCCGGAAGAGCAAGAAGAACUUCUGUCACAUCCGUUUUGCAGAGGAGCACACAGUUGAUAAGGCCCUCUUCCUGUCAGGUUAUAGGAUCAGGCUGGGUUCAAGUACAGAUAAGAAGGACACAGGCCGGCUGCAUGUAGAUUUUGCCCAGGCUAGAGAUGACCUGUACGAAUGGGAAUGCAGACAGCGCAUGCUGGCCCGGGAAGAGAGGCACCGUCGCAGAAUAGAAGAGGACCGUUUACGGCCCCCCUCACCACCCCCCAUUGUGCAUUACUCUGAGCACGAAUGUAGCCAGUUAGGAGAAAAACUCAAAGACGACUCCAAAUUUCCCGAGGCGGUGCGUGUCCUGCUGACCUGGGUGGAGCGAGGGGAGGUAAACCGCAGGAACGCCAACAACUUCUAUUCAAUGAUCCAAUCCUCCAACAGCCACAUUCGCAGACUGAUGAACGAAAAGGCCGCCCAUGAGAAGGAGAUGGAGGAAGCCAAGGACAAGUUCAAGAACGCCCUUUCUGGAAUUUUAGUACAAUUUGAGCAGAUUGUGUCUGUAUUCCACGCUUCUUCCAAACAAAAGGCAUGGGACCAUUUCUCCAAAGCCCAGCGCAAGAACCUGGACAUGUGGCGAAAGCAAGCAGAGGAGAUCAGAAACAUCCACAACGAAGAGCUGAUGGGAAUUCGGAGGGAGGAGGAAAUGGAGAUGUCGGAUGAUGACAUGGAGGAUGUUCCAGAAAGCAAGGAUUUGGAUGACUCAGGGCCGCUGGCUCAGGUGGAGGCUCUGAAAGAGGAGAACGACAGUCUGCGGUGUCAGCUGGAUGCCUACAGGAACGAGGUGGAGCUUUUGAAACAGGAGCAGGGUAAAGCGCAGCCCCAGCGCAGCGAGGAGGAUGCCACCCGCCAGCAGCAGCUCAGCUUCCUGCAGCAGGCUCUGCAGGGCAUGCAGAAGCAACUGCUCAAGCUUCGUGAGGAUCUGAAACUGAGGGAAAUGGAGCUGGAGAAGAACUCAGAGGAAAAACAACAGCUCGAAAGCCAGAUCCAGACCCUGAAAGAUCGGAUUCAAGCUUUUCCCACAUCACACGCGCUGCCCCUGGAGACGGCCGAGCGGGAGGACAGAGGCGGCGAUGAAAGUGCAAAUCACGCCAGCGAAGCUACGACGGCGGUGGUGUCCUGCAGCCAGGAAAAGGAGAACCUGCCGGAAAAAGGUCCCCCCAGUCCGGUGAAGUCAGAAAGAGAGGCUCUGCUUGUGGGAAUCAUCUCAACGUUUCUUCAUGUCCAUCCGUUCGGAGCCAGCAUUGAAUAUAUCUGUUCCUAUUUACAACGGCUGGACACUAAGAUCAGUACCACAGAAGUGGAGACUCUUUUGGGUCGCCUGCCCUGCACGUUUAAGCAGGAGUUGACGGGCGUUGGGGCGAGUUUGGAGAAACGCUGGAAGUUCUGUGGGUUUGAAGGCAUUAAGACAGCGUAGAGACACAGGUUGGGCUUUUCUCUAGAAACAAAGUGGCCGAUAGACCAGAGGGGUUAUAAACAAUCAUCUGCCAGCCCUCUGCGUCCAUCCGCCCAUGGGAUUUCAAAAAUCUCAGAAAACCCGGAGAUCCUCAAGACUUUGGUGUGUGUGUGUAGUAUGUUUUAGUAUGUGUACACACAUGUCAAAGUGUGUGUAUGUGCACCAUGUGAACAGACUGUGCGCUUCUACCACACAACGUGAAAAACUCAUCGGGUAAAAAUCAGGGUCGGCUGAACCGAGGACUUGAACUGUCAACAUACAUUUUCUUUUUCUCGUUUCACCUGUAAUUUGUAUAAAAAACAACACAAAAACGUAUAAAGAACAUGAAUAUAUUUCCUUUCUCUUCUGUAUAGGCUGCAGAACAGUUGCAUAGAAUCUUUUGUUCACAUAUCCUGUAAAUGUUUGAAUAACU